ACCCAUAGGUUUGGAAGCUAUAUUUUCAUGCUGUUGUUAAAUCACAAGGACUUGCAUUAUGCCGUCAAUCGAAUUUGUCAGUUUUAUAAAAGUACUGUGAUUGGGAUUCAUUUGGGCCAACAUCCGGUUGUUAUUGUGAAUGACAGUGAAAAUGUGAAAAAAGUUUUGAAUCACCGUGAUUUCGAUGGCAGACCCGAUAUUUUAAUGGGUAGGAUGAGGCAUCCUGAAUUGGAUUUGCAUGGAAUUUUUUUCACGGAUUCUGCUCUUUGGCAUGAGCAAAGACGAUUCGCUUUGAGAUAUUUGAGGGACUUUGGGUUCGGGAGACGAUUUAAUUCCUUGGAAAUCGAAAUUCAAAUCCAAAUUUCUCAAUACAUUGAUAUUAUAAAAAAUGGAGCGAAAUUUUCACACGAAAAGAAAUACUUCGAAGAUGGUAAAAUGUUGAUGCCGUAUGCAAUUGGUCCAUUGUUUGGGAACUGCCUGUUGGCCACAUUGCUGAAUGAGACUAUUCCGAGGAAAAAAAUGGAUGAUCUUUUCAGAGCGACUGAAAAUUCCUUUAUAUUCCAACGAAAAACGGAUGACUAUGGAAAACUGUACAGUAUCAUCCCAAGUUUUGCGAAAUUUUUUCCCGAAUGGUCGGACUACAGAGCUGGUAGAGAAUGUUCGGUCGACCUGUAUCACUAUUUCAAAGAAAUUGUUGAUGAACAAAUUCGAACCUUCGACGAAAGCCAUGAACGACACUUUGUCGAUAUGUACAUUAAUAAAUUACGUGCGCAUGCUUCGGAUCUAACAACACAUUUUUCGUAUAGCCAAAUGGUGUUGACAUGUGUUGAUUUCGCCUUGCCAACCUUAACAACAAUCCCGUCGACAAUCACAUUUUUGUUCCAGCAAAUUUUCCAAGAGCCUGAAGUACAGCGCAAAAUUCAAGCUGAAAUUGAUCAUGUCGUUGGACAAGGACGACCACCAACGUUGGAUGAUCGCAUCAAUUUACCAUAUACAGAAGCGUGUCUCCGGGAAAUAAUGCGCUUUGAAACGUUAGUACCAUCUGGAAUGCCACACAAAGCAUUGGUUGACACCAAAUUUUUAGGAUACACCAUUCCAAAGGGAACGAUUGUAAUGCCUGCUCUUGAUGCAGCCAUGAAAGACUCUAACGCUUGGGAUAGUCCAUACAAAUUCCGACCAGAACGAUUUUUAGAUGCAUCGGGAAAGUUAUGUUUGAGCAAAGACAUUUCAUUGCCGUUUGGAGCUGGCAAACGCCUUUGCGCGGGCGAGACUUUCGCACGGAAUAUGCUAUUUCUAUUCACAACUGCAUUUUUGCAAGCAUUCAGCGUCAAAGUACCCGAUGGCACGAAACCGGUUAAAUUCAGUGAAAACAUUACCGGCACUAUCCGCACACCAAAAGACCAAUGGAUCGCAGUUACGGUACGUUAGACAUAAGAUAAUUAUAAUUCUUGGAUUCGUUUGAAUUGAAACUGGGUUUUAUUUUAAUAUUUUCAAUUAUAAGCAUACCAUAUUAUUCGGGAGUAUUUUCAAUGGCCAAAUGUGUAAUGUUGUUAAAUUAACAAUGAAAAAUGUGAUUUUUUGUAUUUCACACUU
Messenger RNA from Sitodiplosis mosellana (orange wheat blossom midge), 1593 nucleotides. Its product is annotated as probable cytochrome P450 304a1. Bases 28 to 1428 code for a protein of 466 amino acids. NCBI's taxonomy places the organism in Eukaryota, Metazoa, Arthropoda, Insecta, Diptera, Cecidomyiidae. The transcript has 8 exons. Gene Ontology annotation, molecular function: iron ion binding; heme binding; monooxygenase activity. The record is from RefSeq and is a predicted model, not a curated record.